Messenger RNA from Quercus lobata, 1599 nucleotides. Its product is annotated as F-box/kelch-repeat protein At3g23880-like. The transcript is spliced from 2 exons. Gene Ontology annotation, molecular function: protein binding. The record is from RefSeq and is a predicted model, not a curated record. NCBI's taxonomy places the organism in Eukaryota, Viridiplantae, Streptophyta, Magnoliopsida, Fagales, Fagaceae. Bases 28 to 1242 code for a protein of 404 amino acids.
CUUCUAUGUCUUUUCUUCCUUUGGAAAAUGUCCCAAAUGAAAGAAGAACGAGGAGCGAUCCUGCAACGUAGGACGAAGCACGAUGAUGAUCUCCCAGACGAAAUCGUGUUGGACAUUUUAUCAAAGCUACCUGUGAAAUCUCUCCUAAGAUUCAGGUGCGUUUGCAAACCCUGGAACUCUUCCAUAGCCAACCCCAAUUUCAUCAUCAAUCAUCAUCACCAUCACGGUUAUGUCAUACACAUUCCUAGGUAUAUUCCCGUACUCCUACCUUCUUCUUUACCUGGUUCUUCGCAUUCUAGCGAUCAAGUCUGUACUCUCGCUUGCGACCGCACCUUUGAAACCAUAUCCGAGUUUAGAGUUCCCUUCACUUUUCAAUCUGGGUUUCCCCAUUUUGUGGGUUCAUGUAAUGGCAUGUUGUGUUUCACUAGUUCUAGAUCAUGGUCUAAUGUUGUUUACUUGUGGAACCCCAGUAUUAGAAGAUUUAAGAGGCUGCCCAAUAGCCAGUUAUUUAUUAUGUCACUCGGAAUUGGGUUUGAUUCCCAGAAUAAUGAUUUCAAGGUUGUCGGGAUUCCACGGACUUUUGCCAAGCCUAAGCCUCCCCCUGAGGUUGAGAUGUACUCAUUAAGUUCGGAUUCAUGGAAAAGAGUUGAACUUGGAAUCUCCUGGAGACCCAAUGUUGUGUCCCACAAAUUUAAUUGUGUUUUGAGAUUCCCAUUUGUGUGUGGACAUUUACAUUGGAUGAUAGAAAUGAUAGAAGAAGGAGGUGGGCAAGAGAAGCAUGAUACUUCUAUGAUUUUGUCAUUUGAUGUCAAUAGUGAGAAAUUCAAAGAGCUACCACUUCCUGAUGAUGAAGGAAUUUGUAUUACAAAAUGUGUUACAUCAUACAAGGGGAAAUUGGCUUUGAUUAAAUUUGGAAAUGGUACCCAACCACAUGUUACACGAUGCUCCAUUUGGGUGAUGAGGGAGUAUGGUGUGAUUGAUUCCUGGAAUAAACUUUGUGUUCUAUCAAUUGAAAAUCUAACUGAUUUAAUUGGUUUCACCAGGGAUGGUUUACUUAUUCGAAAAAGCUCCAGGCCGGUAUCCACCAACAGUGAAUUAGAGAGCAAAGAUAAGUCUGUUUUAAUUGACCUCGAAACUCUACAUGAGAAGGAGAUUAGCACUCAUGCUAAAUAUGGUUUUGAUGAAGCUACUUACAUGGAGAGCCUUGCUUUACUAGAUGGAACAAAUGUGAUAUCUUACUAAAAAGAUGGUGCUAUGUGUAUAAGAAGUGAUGUCAUUACAGGAAGAUGAAUUCAAAGAAAAAGAUGACUGGGUAGAAAUUGAAUUUAAGACGUGGGAGAGCUGCAAGAUUGAAAGAAAGAAUUUUUGCUAGUGACAGAAGCAGAGCAGGAAUGCUUUGAAGAGGAAGUGGACUCAGAGAUGGAAGGUGGUGAGAGCUUUGAUAAGAUGAAUGGGUAUUUUCUACUGAAGACAUUGACUAUGGCAGAAGCCCACCAUGAAAGUAGCAGCAACAUAAGAAGCAGGAGAAGCCUUUGCUCGGAAAGUUUGGAAACUUACUCAAGGUCACUAGCAGCCAUAAGUAGAGAAAUAGACGUGUUU